This is a messenger RNA of Xiphias gladius (swordfish), 2497 nucleotides long. Its product is annotated as adaptin ear-binding coat-associated protein 1-like. Gene Ontology annotation, biological process: endocytosis. Gene Ontology annotation, cellular component: membrane; clathrin vesicle coat. Bases 109 to 867 code for a protein of 252 amino acids. The transcript is spliced from 7 exons. The record is from RefSeq and is a predicted model, not a curated record. NCBI's taxonomy places the organism in Eukaryota, Metazoa, Chordata, Actinopteri, Istiophoriformes, Xiphiidae.
AUACACCAUCUAUUACGGUCACGCAACCGUUAACGCCGCACGGACACAACACCACUCACCGUCGCCACCACCGGCGUGCACUGACUGACUGACUGACUAAAAGUCAAGAUGGCGACCGAGGGUCAGUUCGAGUACGAGUCGGUCCUCUGUGUCAAACCUGAAGUCAACGUUUACCGAAUCCCACCGAGAGCAUCUAACCGGGCUAUCAGGGCUGCAGAUUGGAAGUUGGAUACUCCUGACUGGACGGGACGCAUGCGUGUGACGGCCCGGGGCAAAGUGGCCUACGUGAAAUUGGAAGACAAAAUCUCUGGGGAGUUGUUUGCCCAGGCACCAGUUGAGGAGUACCCUGGCAUCGCAGUGGAAACAGUUAGUGAUUCAAGCCGUUACUUUGUGCUCCGCAUCCAGGAUGACAAUGGCCGCAGUGCUUUCAUAGGCAUUGGAUUUGGAGACCGAGGCGACGCCUUUGACUUCAAUGUUGCACUGCAAGACCACUUUAAGUGGGUGAAACAGGAAAAGGAACUUACCAAGCAGGCGCAGGCUCCAGACUCCACUCCGAAACUAGACUUGGGAUUCAAAGAAGGACAGACCAUUACUCUCAAUAUUGGGCAAUCAAAAAAGAAGGACAGGUCUCGUCCACAGAGUUCAGGUGGCAUUGGGCUCCUUCCUCCUCCUCCCGGGGGCAAGCUGGCCCCACCGCCUUCAUCCAGGUCUACCAAUCAUAAUACACAGCCAUCUGCAGGAGGAAGUGACACUGGUUGUUUGCUAGACCUGGACUCCAGUAACUCCAACUCAGUGGCUCCAUCUAACCCCACCACCACAGCCAGCUCUGACCUGUGGGGAGACUUUGAUUCGGUAUCCCCCAAGUGAGGAGAGAUUCACCCUAUUAUCUCCCUCUUAUCUCUGUAAAUUUAUGCAGCACUUUUUUCAACUUUGAUUUCUCCGUUACGGGGUCCCAUAUCUCUCCCUGCCAAGCAGGGUAACCCCCUGUACUAGCUUUUUUUUUUUUUUUUUUUUUUUUUUAGUUUAUUUCAGUUUCUCACAGCCUUUGUUCUGAUUUUAGCCAGAGAUACACCCAGACCUCAAAGCACAGUCUUAAUUGGAAAGAUUUAGAAACUAUUAGCCAUCACCCUCCUUUGUCCUUCUUGGGGCUCUUUCCUCUCUCCUUCUGUGUCUCCAGUCUAGCUCUCUAUUUUCCAUUUUCCUGUUUGAAUCCUGCCUUUGCCCUUUUCCUCCUCCUUACAAUUUUUUAUUUGAUAAUUUGUAUCGUAGAGUAUAUAUAAUAGAAAUAUGAUCAAUGGAGGCACAAUCAGAAAGAUCUGAUGAUGGAAACUAAUUAAAUCUAAUAAUGAAUUAAUUUUAUGUACAGAGAAUAUUUAUUUUAAAUGUAUAUAUUGUCAGCAGUUUGUAAGUAUUGCCAUUGGUGUUGUCACCUGUCUCUACUGUAGCUUAUUUUUCUUCAGGUCUCCAGUAGUGGGACUGACUAUAUGCACUGACUGACAGGCUAGUCUGUCUAUGUAGAUAGUAACGCAUAGUCUGCAUUAAAGGCGGGGAUUGUCUAUUAAUAGAUUUAGAUUAUUGCGAAGUUUACCACAAAAUGAUUUUACUUGAAAGAAACCUGUUAAGCUGUAACUUAUUUACUGACUAGAAGUGGUCUCUAGCACUCUCUAAUGGGCUCGUGCGGCUCUACAGCACCAUUUUUGUAAGAGGAGACAUCAAAUUUAGAUGCAGCUGUUGAUCACAUAUUUCACUGGGGAUGGGUCCCGGGCAUUGUGUGAAAUCAGUACAAAGAGACAGGGAAGUAGGAAUGAUAGCUGCAAUAGGGCAUUAGCAAAGGAAAGUGAGGCAUCAAGUGCUUUUAUCUUUGCCUCAAGGGGAAAUAGAGAUGAUCUAGUCCAUGUUAUGUCAUCUCUACUCAGCACAGCUGUUAAAUCUGUGACUGGUGAGUCAUUUAGGUCACGACCUCUUUCCUCCUCACAGAAUACUGUAGGUCUGUGUUUCUGCACUGUCCCAUCAGUCUGGGUAGGGAUUCAUCUCCUUAAUUCUUCAUGAGAAGGUCAGCCGGAUGCAGACCUCAACCACAGCAUGUUGUACUGUACAAACAAGUUUUAACUGUGAACUUCAAUUCCGUGUUAAGAUCUGAUGUUAUAAAUGGUAUUCUGAUGCAGACAAAUGCAACGUGGGACCAACUAAGUCUGUGUUUGAUGCAGUGUUUUGUUGUGAUAUUGUUAUGUACCGAGAGAUGGAUCGUGUUACAUUGAUAUCACAUACACAUGUGUUGUGACAGGUGCAGUGACAAGUGAUCUAAUGAUAGAGGUUGAUUGGAACAUACAGGGAGUGUGUGAGUGUAUAGCCCUAACAACGAUCGUCAGUGUUUGUUUACUGUUCAGAUUAUAUGCAUUUCUCCCAAAUGUUACUUGUUAUUCAACCCUUAUAUGUGUAAUGGAAAUGUAUGUGGAAUUGAAUAUGCAAAGAAAAACAUAAAGAUAUCACUUGAUGA